AUGAUGGAGACAUGUGCCUCGGUUUGCACCAGCAGCGAUGCUGCUGGCAUCGACGCCGGCCGGCCCAAUGUUGCUGGCCUUUUGCAGCAGUACAGCUUGUCAGACAAACAUGGUCACAACCUGUCCUUUGAUGUCGGUGACCUCUCCAAAGCUUUAGCGUCUGUGGUACAGGCAGAGCAGUCGUUGCUGCAGUCGAAGACGGUACUGGCGCAAGUUGUGCAACAACUGCAGAGAUCUUCCAAGCCCCAGCUGCCAAAAACCUCGGAUGAAGCCGAGGUCAGGAUUGCUGCCGUGGGUGUAGAUUCUCAGCAGGUCGUGCCCACUGUUGCAGAGCCUGGCUUCGCGGAAGCACGGCAGGAGUCCGACCAGGCCACAGCCUCCAUCGCCCGGACGCCCACCUUUCCUGCUGAGAUUGCCAUGGUUGCCACUGGCUCGAAGGAGUUCAGUAUACCCACCCAGUCGCUGCAGCUCAAGCGGGCGAAGACGGGGCAGACCUUGCUCAGCAUGGCUGAGGAGGAGAUACCGGCUGUGUCGGGUGGCGUUUGGCCGUUCCUCCAGGCCAUCAGUCGUAAGCUUGUCGGUAGCCUCGCUUUCGAGUUCGUGAUCCUCGCGGUAAUCAUCAUCAACUCCUUCAUCAUCGGCCUGGAAAGCCAGAUGUCCUUGAAUCAGGAGGCCCUGGAUUGGGCGCCGCUGGCAGAGAACUUCUUCCUGGCAGUGUACAGUUUGGAAAUCCUCGCGCGUCUGGCAGCCAGGAGGUCCGGCACUCCUUGUGAUGGAUGGUUUGCCUUUGAUGCCCUGCUGGUUCUAAGCUCUUACCUGGAGCGGGUCAUUGAGCUCAUCUCUGGUGAGUCUGCAGAGCAGCUGAUGCUCCUCCGGCUUUUGCGCUUGUUUCGUUUGGUGCGCACCUUCCGCAUGGUCAAGCAGGUACGGCCCCUUUGGCGGCUGGUGCAUGGGCUCAUGACCUCCCUGGACACUGUGCUUUCCACUUUCCUCCUCUUGGCAUUGGUACUCUAUGUCUUUGGGGUACUCGGCGUGGAGCUUAUCGCCACCAGCGACAGCUUCAAAAGCGACCCAGUGACCAACGCGAUCCUCGAGAGCAACUUCAGUCUCUCGGUUUCAUACUAUAGGGCCUUGUCGGAAUCCCACUUGCGUUUGCGAUUGAAGUGUUAA
Messenger RNA from Symbiodinium sp. CCMP2592, 1170 nucleotides. The record is from the annotation of a GenBank genome assembly. Lineage: Eukaryota; Dinophyceae; Suessiales; Symbiodiniaceae.